AAGAAUGGACAAAGUUGCUGUGAUGAAGUCUGAUACUGUGCUUCAUUUGGACGACAGCAGGAGAGCAGAGGAGAGGAGCAGACUGAGCUGUGGAGACUUUCCUCAGACGAGUUUAACAGACGGACAGAACGCAGAUCUGCUGCGAUGCCAAGAGAGCGCUGAAGGCAACUCCGCCAUAAAGUACAGGAGAUAUGGGUCUCGUCUGAGCGGAGUGAAAGUUCGCCACAAGAGACAGGUGCUGCAGGACAUGGCCCGGCCGCUGAAACAUUGGCUAUACAAACACCGAGACAACCCCUAUCCCACCAAGACCGAGAAGGUCCUGCUGGCUCUGGGCUCACACAUGACUCUAGUGCAGGUUUCCAACUGGUUUGCAAAUGCUCGGCGAAGACUGAAGAACACAGUGAGGCAGCCAGACCUGAGCUGGGCCCUGAGGAUCAAACUGUACAACAAAUACAUCCAGGGAAACGCCGAGAGGCUGAGCGUGUGCAGCGACGACACCGACUCAGAUGACGAAGAGUGUCCCUCACGGACUCCUAUCAGCCAGUCAAACUUUGGCAGGUCGUCCUCCCACAAGAGCGUCCUCCAGAAACAGGGCAGCGUCCUCGCCAUGGCCGACUCCGCCAACAGUGACGACAGCACGUCCCCUCCGUCCAAGUACAAGAGCAGCUUGCUGAAUCGAUAUCUGAACGACACCCUGCGACACAUGAUGGCGACGAAGGCCGAAGGCGUCGCCUCGGCCCGGAAGAGGAGGAGCCACUCCGAGUCUUUCAGCUCCAACGACUGCGAUCGAGACGUCGUCUCUCCAGCGUCGUCCUACGAAGAGGCCAACUUCGUCUACCACAUGGACGCAGUGGACUAUACUUCAACCAAAUGUGACAGGGACCAGCAGCAGGACCGAGGCCCGCAGAGACGAGGCGACCAGGGCUGGAGGGAGAUCCACGCCGCCGUGGCUCUGACCAGCUUGGCCCAGGGGCAGAGCAGCGCCUCGGGGCCCGGCGCCGCCGCCGCCACGGUGCUGCAGAGCCGAGAGCCCUUCUCCGUCUCCAGGACCGCUAUCACAGACAGGAUGUGUGUCACGGGGCCAACCCUCACGAGCCGCAUCAUCCAGAAAUCCUCUCACAUCUCUGAGGUCCAGACUGUCAAAGUCGCCCUGGCAAACAGCGUGUAGACCGGGAAACACGCCACCAGACGCCCAAGUGCCUUGCAACAUAUGUACAGCCCCUGAGACCAUUGGUUUUUUAAUUUCUGACAAGCAUUUUUAAUCAUUUUUACAUUGUAAAAUAGAAACACUAACCUAACGCCGUUGAAUUUUGUCCACUGUUUUUUGCUCUGUUCCUUCAUGUCUUCCUAUUGCUCUCUGUUGCAGUAAGUUAUAUUAACUUCCAGGAGACUGGAUCAUCAUCCAACGCUAAAGUCUGACAGCAGCUAUUUGAAUAAACCCAAUGUGAAAUCUU
Molecule: messenger RNA, 1454 nt
Organism: Stegastes partitus (bicolor damselfish)
Lineage: Eukaryota; Metazoa; Chordata; Actinopteri; Pomacentridae
Product: homeobox protein Mohawk-like
Exons: 6
Coding region: 5-1168 (387 amino acids)
Biological process (GO): regulation of transcription by RNA polymerase II; cell development; muscle organ development
Cellular component (GO): nucleus
Molecular function (GO): DNA-binding transcription factor activity, RNA polymerase II-specific; RNA polymerase II cis-regulatory region sequence-specific DNA binding
Source: RefSeq, a predicted model, not a curated record